UUCUUGCUUCAAUUUUUUUGCUUCAAUUUUUACCCCUUGUCUUGCUUCAUAUUUUACUUUUUUGCUUCAACUUUUUGUUUUUGCUUCACUUUUAAUUUUGCUUCCACUUUUGCUUUUGCUUCCACUUUUGCUUCAUUCAUUUUAAAAAUACUUUUUGGGGAUCUUGAUCUUAUGGGUAGCCCUAUUUAUCCUCUUAUAUAAUUUUGACGAGGAAGGGAAGAUUUGCUUUUGAUGGACAAAGAAAGAAGCAAAUUUAGGGGGGGUGUUUAUUUGGGUAGUUAGUAGUGCUAACUAAAAAAGAGGGUCAUUCGUCAAAGAGAAUCCAAAGAGAGAAUCUCUUCUUCUUUUUUCUCGUAACUAGCUACUUUUUGAAGAUUGAAAAAAAAAAUUUUUUUUAGAAAAAAUUAAAAUGACUGCCCCAAUUUUUAUCCCUCCGCGGCGCUCUGAUGACCCAAAUAUUUUUUUUCGGUUGCGCAAAAGUUUUUUUUUAAUUUUUUCUUGUGGGGGGCAAUUGCCCUUAUUUUUCGUUUAUUAAAAAAUUAAAAUAAAAUGCUUUCAGAAAAAAAAACUGGUUGAAAAAUUCUGUGCUUUUCUCAUCUUUCAUUUUAUUUUUAUAUUUUUCUGUGUCAUCCCUUUUUGGUAGAAAAAAUUUAUUUUUAUAUAAUUUUUAUUUUUAGAGAAAAUUUUUAGUUGGAAGUUCUCUAAAACGUCAUCCAUUCCUCUCAGGUCCCUUCUCAGGUAACUCCUCAUACUUCCCUUACAACGUCCCUCUCUCACUUUUCCAGACCCCCUCAAGGUCCCAAGGAUGUUCCUGUCCCUCUUUGACAUUCCCUCCUAUGUAACUUCCCUAUUGGAAGCUCUCUAUAAAUCCAUUCCUCUCAUUUGUCAGUCACUCUCUCCUUACGUCCCCUCCAACUCUCUCCCUUCCCAAACCUUCUCAAUUAGGUCCCAUGGCUGUUUCUGAUCUUCUUCGGCAUUCCCUCCUAUAUCACUUCCUCUCCUAUACUCCCCCUUACGUCCCUUCCCAACACUAUCCUUUUCCAGAUCCUCUCAAUCCUGUCCCAAGGAUGUUACUGGCCGUUCUUCCAACGUCUCCUCUUCCAAGCCCCCUCAAGGUCCCAAGACUUUCUGGCCCUCUUCGGCAUUCUAUCCUAUGUCAUUUCCCAUCCUAUUAUAAGCUCUCUAUUACGUGUCCACACUUGGGACGCUUGGGGAGUUAACGUCCUUAAAGAGAGCUUUCAUUAUGAAAGAACCAUUAGUCAACCCGAUCCGGAGGAUGUUUUUGGUCUGCUUUGACGUCCAAACUCUUUCCGUCACUUCCUUCUUAUGUGGGCAAAAUUUCGACCCACCUUUUUUCCCUCUAUUUUUUAAAGGAGAGCAGUUGAGGAGUUUCAAUGCCAACAGGGAUACCUCGAGGAAAUGGGUGACUUACAUAUUAAACAAACUUUAAUACCUUUAAAAAAUAAUUUUUCUGAUAAAUUUAAAAGGUUGUGUGGGGGUUAUUUUAAAUGUUGUGUUGAUAGAGGGGGAUUUUUUUUGAUUAAAACACCUCAAGUAAAAAUGACUAGUAUUUUUUGUAUAGUCAUAUUUACUUGAAUCAUUUAAUUUUUUUAAAAUUUCAAAAUUUAUUUAAACAGCUGCAGAAACCUUUUAUUUUAUUUAUUUUUUUAGUUUGUUUUAAGGUUUGUACUCUCUCCCCAACAUUACCCCUCCUUUUUUUUAUUUUUUCCAACACCAAUCAUCAUCAUAAUAUUAUGCCCCCUUUUAAAAUUGGAAAAAUUUAGAAGAAAAAAAUUUUUGAGAAAAAUCCAGUUCUCUAAAAAAAUUUUUAUUUUUUUAUUUUAUGUUUGCCAUUUUUCAUUAUUCUUCCUUUAAUUUUUCUUUAAAUUUUUUAGAAUUUUUUUAAAUUUACUUGCAACCUAUUUAUUUUUUAAUUUAGCAAAAAUUGUUGGGAGGGUGAAGGUUUAAUGCCUGUUUUUUUUUCAAAUAAUUUUUUUAAAAAUUCCUAAAAAAUUUUUUUGAAAGAUUUCUUUCAUCUUCAGUAUCCUUAUUUCCGAUAUUUCGAAAGAUUUUUCUAUUUUGGGCUUUUUGAAAAAAUUUGAAAAAAUUUUCACGUAUGGACGUUUUGGAAGAUUUUUAGGUUAUUGGGCAUUUUGACGUUUUUUCUUUUUUUUUUAAUUUCUGAUGGGUAUUUUGAAAUAUUUUUUGAGAGGUUUAUACAUUUUGAAAUAUUUUUGUCUUUUAGAUAUUUUGAAAAAAAAUUUU
Meloidogyne enterolobii is the source of this 2265-nucleotide messenger RNA. The record is from the annotation of a GenBank genome assembly. Lineage: Eukaryota; Metazoa; Nematoda; Chromadorea; Rhabditida; Meloidogynidae.